AUGCAUGGGAGAGUUAAAAUUAUACAGACAGCUGAACAAGAACGAGCGAAAAAGCUAAAAAAGGAACAAAUAAGUAAAGAAUUCUCAGAAGAAUGUGAAAAGCUCUGGUUGUGUCGUGAAAAAGAUGACUUCAAUGAAGUGCAUUUGGAAGAAAUUGGUUCCCUUAUUGAGACAUCUCCAGACACAGCAACCCUGUGGAAUUAUAGACGCGAAAUAAUAAUGCAUCUCAUUCGGAAUUUUUCUGAGGAUCAAGAAAAGGUUUCAAAGUUAUUUGAAUCUGAAUUGAACCUUACAACUCGCUGUUUAUAUAGCUCGCCGAAAUCUUAUACUGUUUGGUAUCACCGAUCUUGGGUUAUGAACAAUCACACUUCUCCGAAUUGGGAAUCUGAAUUGAAGCUUUGUAACCAAGCCCUAACACAGGAUGAAAGAAAUUUCCACUGUUGGGAUUACCGCCGCUUUGUCGUUUCCAAGGGUAGUAUUUCAACGGAGUUAGAGCUGGAGUUUACAGACUCUGCCAUAGAAAAAAAUAUGAGCAAUUAUUCAGCUUGGCACUAUCGUGGUGAACUUUUAGCUUCUGCGUCUAACGCUUCUGUAUCAUCGUCCGAAAGUCUUAAUCCUCAGACUCAGUUGAAUAAAAAACAAAGCCAAUCUCGGUUUGAUUUUUCAUUACCAAGUGGCGAACUGGAUCUUGUUCACAAUGCAAUAUUCACAGAUCCCGCUGAUCAGAGUCCUUGGUUCUAUUAUUGGUGGUUAUUGGGUCGCGGAGAAAGAAAGGUUUAUUUAAGGGAACUGUAUAUUUCACGGAAGCUGGGAAGAUUUGUUCUUGUUUUCAGCUCUGUGAAAUUGAUGCAAACUUUAAAAGAUUUGCAGGUUUCCAUAAAAGUGUUUCCAUGUGACGGUACAAUUUCUAAUUCUAUAACUUUAACACCGGAGCUUCUUGGGGGAUGGAACUCUGUCCUAGAUGAGCAGUUAUCAGCUGUUUGGUGGUUGCCGCUUAACCAAGAUUUAGUAUCUCGUUACGCUCCUGAUAAUGAUAGGCACCUAUAUCAGUAUCAACCAUGGAAUGUUGUAGCCCAAGUCUGGAUUAGAAAAGCUAAUGGCGAUGGAAACCAGGAAAUCUGUGUUAAUAUGCCUGAAGAUUCUGCAAACUACUUGUCCCUUCAGUGUUGUAUGGAUUCUCAUCAAAAUGAAUCACUGACACGCGUCACUCUAGACCCUCUAAGAUUGUUAAAUCCUAUGAUUUUGCCCUCACAUGAUCCAAAAGAUUUGGUUGGGGAGCUGAAUAUUGUUCGUGACCUGCUGUCAUUUGAACCGAAAAACAAAUGGGCUUUGUUGACGCUUGUCAGCCUCCUUCGCUUUAUUCGACCGCAUAAUUUUCAUGAAGAGGUAAAAGAAGCGUUAAACGUGUUAGUGUCAGUUGAUCCUCAGCGUUCUUUUUAUUAUGAGCACUUGCGAUCCUUGUAUGCAGCCCUAGAUGUUCUGGCUCAUGCAUAUGAAGACCAGUCCAGGGAAGUGGUGUUACAUAAUCUGGAUAUGAGUUGCUUUCGUAAUCUUGAUUGGUAUGCGUUGAUGACCAAAAUCGAUUUUUCUAAUAACUCAAUCGUACGAAUCCCGGAUACUUUCUCUUAUUUAAUCUCCGUUUUGGAACUGAAUUUAGAUGAUAACCAGUUAACAACUCUUUGUGGGAUUUCCCGUCUUCCGUCUCUAACCAACCUUUCUGUCCAACGCAAUCGACUGUGUACUUUCGAAUCGAUUGAAGACUUAGUUUAUUGCCCUAGUUUGCGCGUAGUGUACAUAAAUGGAAAUGAAGUAAUCAAGUUACCCCAGUUGAGUAAUUUGAUAUCAAAACAUCCAGGGUUUCAAAGACAGGGAGAUUCAUUUUCUUUGGUGUACGAUAAAACAUUUCACCAUUAA
Schistosoma bovis is the source of this 1914-nucleotide messenger RNA. The record is from the annotation of a GenBank genome assembly. Lineage: Eukaryota; Metazoa; Platyhelminthes; Trematoda; Strigeidida; Schistosomatidae.